AUGAUGGCGGUGAAAGACGUUAAACCACGAAAGAGUGAAUCGAAGACCCGAAAACGCGCAAAGACAAAUCCAAGAAAGAUGAUUAAAGAUUUAAAAGAAAACGAUCCCAACAAGCAAUCGUCCGCUGCCGGUAUUCAAAAUCUCUUUCAAGACCACCUCAAAUUCUUUUGCCCAGUUUUUUUCGCCUUCACAAAACCGGAAAAUCAAGAACGUCAUAGAAGUCAAGAAGUGUUUCUUCUCGAUUCGUCUCGUGUGCAACUUCGGGAAUGGCCACAUGAUUACAUUCACGCGAGUUGGGUGGAUGGAUUCGAGAAGAAACGUCAAUACAUCGCAAGCGCCACUCCCCAUAACGCUUCAAUGGUUGCCGCGUUCUGGCGAAUGUGUGUUCAAGAAAAGAUUGAGGUGAUCGCCCUGUUGAUGAAGCCCGAUGAUGAGGAUGCAACGUUAUUAACUACAACGACGAAAGCCGGCGACUACAACGUGGAAAUCGAGACGAAAGCCGAGAAAUCGUUUGAUGUGCUCAGUGUGUCGAUUAGUGGAAAAGCCAAGCACAGUCUCAAGAUUCUUGCUCUCAACGGAUGGACUGUAGAUGAAAAGCCUCCACUUGAUGUCUUUGAAAAACUCCGAGAAGCGAUUGUGGAAAAUAACCCAUCAGAGGGUCCAUUCAUCAUCUCUUGCAAACAUGGCAUCUUUCGGACAGGCCUUUUUCUUCUCUAUGACAUUGAAUAUAAAGAACUUGCCAAGAAAAAUACGAUUCGAAUCUAUGAUGUUAUUCAGGAUUUGCGACUUCAACGAGUGCAAUUUUUCGAGUCAAGGAAGUGCUUCGAUUUGAUCUAUGACGUCAGUGUGGAGGCUUGCAAGAAGUUUAUCGAUGCU
Molecule: messenger RNA, 876 nt
Organism: Mesorhabditis belari
Lineage: Eukaryota; Metazoa; Nematoda; Chromadorea; Rhabditida; Rhabditidae
Source: the annotation of a GenBank genome assembly